AUGUUCAGAAACAACUACGACAACGAUUCGGUCACAUACUCUCCCACUGGAAGAUUGUUUCAGGUGGAAUACGCCUUAGAGGCUAUCAAACAAGGAAGCGCUGCCGUCGGGCUCGUCUCCAAGACCCAUGUGGUGUUGGUAGCCUUGAAGAGAAAUGCCGAAGAAUUGGGGUCAUAUCAAAAGAAAAUCAUCAAGGUGGACGACCACAUGGGCAUUGCGUUGGCAGGCUUGGCACCAGACGCCAGAGUGUUGUCCAAUUACUUAAGAAAGCAGGCCAUGAGCUCCAAAAUGAUAUUUAAUAGACCAUUGCUGACAUCCAAGGCAGUGUUGUCCAUUGCCGAUAAGGCGCAAGAAAACACCCAGUCAUACGGAUCCAGACCAUACGGUGUCGGCUUGUUGAUUUCGGGAUACGAUGAGACUGGGGCUCACUUGUAUGAGUUCCAACCAUCAGGAUCGGUGUUGGAAUACUUCGGAGCCGCUAUUGGUGCCAGAUCCCAGGCCGCCAGGACCUACUUGGAGAGAAACUUGGACACUAUCACAGAAUCCGAGACCGUGGAGCAAUUGAUUGUUCACGGUUUGAACGCAUUGAGAGACACCUUAUCGCAAGAUGUGGAGUUGACCUUCAAGAAUACCUCGGUGAGUGUGGUGGGUAAAGACACUGAUUUCACCAUAUAUGACGAUGAGAAUGUGCAGCAAUGGUUGGAUAAGUUGGAUUCCGUUUCUAACGCUAGAAAUAGAGAAGAAGAUGACGAAGAUAAUGCCAAUGAUGAUGAAAACAAUACAGCUCCAGCUGAGACUGAACAACUGGAAGAUAGAAUGGAAACUGACGAGUAG
Molecule: messenger RNA, 834 nt
Organism: Suhomyces tanzawaensis NRRL Y-17324
Lineage: Eukaryota; Fungi; Ascomycota; Pichiomycetes; Serinales; Debaryomycetaceae
Gene: PRE5
Product: proteasome core particle subunit alpha 6
Exons: 1
Coding region: 1-834 (277 amino acids)
Biological process (GO): ubiquitin-dependent protein catabolic process
Cellular component (GO): proteasome core complex; proteasome core complex, alpha-subunit complex; nucleus
Source: RefSeq, a predicted model, not a curated record